AUGGGUUACCCCGAGACUGCCGAGGGCUUCAUGAUCCACGACCACAAGAAGUGGUCCGACUUCAAGAAGGGCGAGUUCAAGCUCAAGAAGUUCGAGGAGCACGAUGUCGACAUUGCCAUUGAGGCUUGCGGUGUUUGCGCUUCCGACCUUCACACCAUCACUGGAGGCUGGGGUGAUGCUCCCCUUCCUCUUUGCGUUGGCCACGAGGUCAUUGGCAAGGUUGUCAAGGUUGGCGACAAGGUCACCAACUGCAAGNUCGGUGUUGGUGCUCAGAUCGGUGCCGACUUGACCUGUGACAACUGCAAGGCUGACCAGGAAAACUACUGCCCUAACUCCAUCGACACCUACGGUGCACCCUACUCUGACGGCACCAUCUCGCAAGGUGGUUAUGCCUCGCACAUUCGUGCCAACGACUACUUCGUCUUCAAGAUCCCCGACAACCUCGAGACUUCGAUCGCUGCUCCCAUGCUCUGCGCUGGUCUUACCGUCUACUCUCCUCUUGUCCGCCUCGGCGCUGGUCCCGGCAAGAAGGUCGGUAUCAUCGGAAUUGGUGGUCUUGGUCACUUCGCUCUCCUGUGGGCCAAGGCUCUCGGUGCUGAGGUCUACGCCAUCUCUCACUCUCCAAGCAAGAAGGAGGACGCCCUGAAGAUGGGUGCCAAGGAGUUCAUCUGCACCAAGGACAAGGGCUGGAACGAGCCUUACAAGUUCGCCUUCGACUUUGUCAUCAACACUGCCGACGCCAUGGACCAGUUCAACCUCGACGACUACUUCCAGCNNACCCUCAAGGUCUGGGGUAAGUUCCACAUGGUUGGUUUCGGCGACAAGCCCAUCCCCACCCUCAUGGCCCAGCAGUUCGCUGGAAACGGCUGCUCGAUCGGUGCCUCGCACAUCGGUAACCGCCCCGAGAUGGAGGCCAUGCUUGAGCUCGCCUCGAAGCAGAACAUCAAGUCGUGGGUCGAGACCAUCGACGUCAGCGAAGAGGGCUGCAAGACUGCCCUUGAGCGUCUGUCGAAGAACGACAUCAAGUACCGCUUCACCCUCGUCAACUUCGACAAGGNNGCCUUCGGCAAGCGCUCUUAG
Aureobasidium musti is the source of this 1080-nucleotide messenger RNA. NCBI's taxonomy places the organism in Eukaryota, Fungi, Ascomycota, Dothideomycetes, Dothideales, Saccotheciaceae. The record is from the annotation of a GenBank genome assembly.